This is a messenger RNA of Belonocnema kinseyi, 774 nucleotides long. RefSeq lists its product as uncharacterized. The record is from RefSeq and is a predicted model, not a curated record. Lineage: Eukaryota; Metazoa; Arthropoda; Insecta; Hymenoptera; Cynipidae. The transcript has 3 exons. Bases 1 to 774 code for a protein of 257 amino acids.
AUGGAGUUGUAUGAGGCUUUACCUUUAAGGACUUUUUGUUGUGUCAAAGUAGAAAGAUUGCCUCCUCUGCCUGUUAAGAUAUUACUUGAAUUACGGCACAAUUUUAUCAAGUGUGAUAGUGAAACUGCUCUUGCCAAGUACAGCAAUCGCAAAAGAAAAUCCACUGAAAAUGGACAUGGAGCAACCACUCCACAAAGAAGAGCUUUGUGUGACAAAAAUGAUAAUAAUAAAAACAGCAUUAAUAGCAUAAGGUCAAAUUAUUUGUCGCAAAUUUGUGGUGGAAACCAAGAAUCAAAUGUUGAGAAUGUGAUAAGACCGGUCGACGGCAGUAGUAUUACUUUAUCUAAUUUCAAAGAUAAUUUUCUACCACAAAUGAUUGGCAACGCAGAAAAAUCAGAAACUGUGGCAGAAUUGGCUAACAUAAAUGUACCGAUGCAAAACUGUUGCCAUAAUGUGUUUGACAACUCAAUAAAGUGUAUUGAUGUUCUCAAAACAGCUGAAAGUACGCUCAACAAUAAAUAUGUGUGGAAAAAAGAAAGACAAUUAAGGAUAACUGGGAGUAGAUGUUACAGCAUAUUUACGUACUCUCAAAACAACUGGCUUGAUAAAUCUAGAAGGUAUUUCUGGCCUAAAGAAAUUUCUACAGAUGCUACUCGUCAUGGCAAUGAGUAUGAACCUGUAGCUAGGGAAAUGUACCGUAAACAGACCAAUCAAUGUGUCAGAGAAACUGGUUUGUUUGUAUCAAAGACUGAACCAUUACUAAGCUUGGACUGA